AUGGACAAGGCGAGGAUUGGGGGUACCUUGAGGGAUGUGAUGUUGCAGGAGAAGCUGACCUCGCAACACAGGGGCGUCGCGGUGGCGGUGGCGCACGGGCUGUGCUCGGGCUCGCUGAACAUCCUGCUCAAGUUCCUGCUGGCCCGCUACCACUUCGCCUUCCUGACGCUGCUGCAGUGCCUCAGCAGCGCGGCGGCGGCGCUGGGGCUGGAGGCGCUGCGGCGGCGGGGGCUGGCGGCGCUGCCCCCCUUCGGGCCCCGCCUGGCGCGCCCCUUCGCCGCCGUGGCCGCCCUGGCCACGCUGCAGUCCACGCUCACCCUGUGGUCGCUGCGCGGCCUCAGCCUGCCCAUGUACGUCGUGUUCAAGCGCUGCCUGCCUCUCGUCACCCUCCUCACCGGCGCCCUGGUGCUCCGCGACGGCAUGCCCUCGCCCGGCGUGCUGGUCGCCGUGCUCAUCACCACCUGCGGAGCCGCGCUGGCCGGAGCUGGUGACCUGACCGGGGAUGCCAUGGGCUACGUGACGGGCGUGCUGGCCGUGCUGAUACACGCCGCCUACCUGGUGCUCAUUCAGAAGACCAGCGUAGACAGUGAAUACGGACCCCUGACGGCCCAGUACGCCAUCGCUGUCUCAGCCACCCCCUUUCUCAUUAUCUGUUCCUUUGCCAGCAUGGACUCCAUCAACGUCUGGUCGUUCCCUGGGUGGAAGGACCCUGCCAUGGUGUGCAUCUUCAUUGCUUGUGUCCUGAUUAGCUGUGCCAUGAACUUUACCACCCUCCACUGCACUUACAUCAACUCGGCCGUGACCACCAGCUUCGUCGGGGUGGUGAAGAGCAUAGCAACCAUCACGGUGGGCAUGGUGGCCUUCAACGACGUGGAGCCCACCAAGUUAUUUAUAGCCGGUGUUGUGGUCAACACCCUGGGCUCUGUCAUCUACUGCGUGGCCAAGUACAUUGAGACCAGGCGGCAGAGCACCUACGAGGACCUGGAGAAGGAAGCUAGAGCAGAAGAGGGAGCAAGGCAGGAUGGGGACCAGGCACUGUUUGCCAUGGAGGCGAUUUCCCAGGAGAAGGGGGCUGAGGAGGCGGCAGUGGAAGGGUCAGCCAAAGGGGACAGCCAGAGUGGAGGGGAGGAGAAGGACGGCGCUGAGGAGCCCACCGAGGCACCGGCGGUCCAGGGAAAAGCUGCUGGUGUACCAGAAGGGAACAGGAGCUCGCUGAAGGAUGCCUAUCUCGGAGUAUGGAGGUUGGUGAGGGGUGCUAAUUACAUCAAGAAGGAUUAUUUGAUAGAAAAUGAAGAGCUACAGAGCCCUUGAAAAGCAGGUUGGAAAACCCCACAAAACAUGUUGCUUGAGGACAGACAGCUGGUUCUCUGUACAAGGUACAGGGGGAGAGGCAGAGCAUACAUUUCCACAUCAGUGCUGACGAAUCAAUCCAAACCGUUUAGGAUAAUUUUACCUCAUUGUCAAAAAGCAAAAGGUCAGAGUUUGCUCAUGCUUUCGGCUUGCAUUGAACUGCUUCCAAUACAUCCGUUCAGACCCACCACAGCUGAAGGUACCGAGUCCUCUGCUGUGGAUACAGAGAGAGCUGGGUGAUGGCAAGCCGCGGGGCACUUGCCCAGGAGCUGUGGCCGUGAGGGAUGCCGGUGCCACCAGGUUAGAUGGCAGUGCCAGGAACACGGCGGUGGCCUGUAGCUUGAGGCUCUGUGACGUGCUGCUGUAUCUGUGUCCAUCCAAUUAUAGGUACGCUCCGUAAAUGUGUUCCUGCAAUAUAUAAGCUCCUGUUAACUGUAUUUUGUGUGCUCCUCUGUGUCGAUAUGAUUGCAACAGAGCUAGAGAUCAUGCCACUUUAAUUGCAUUGGUGUUCAGUCACCCUCUUAACUGAAGAACUGAAAUUCUCCCCGAUGCCGUGGCCAGGCUGGGCCUUGGACCUGCUUCACCUCGAGAGGUUUGUGUCUUCAGGAGAAACACUUUGUGUGGUUGUGUGCAGGAGAGCAGAGCCAGACCCGAACUUCUGAGAAGCUUUGGUCAGCAGCAGCAGGAUGUUCUCCUAUGAGCUUUAACUACAUGUAGCACUGGGAAUAGCUUGACCCAAAUAAAAUAGUUUGGAAACGUUGGAAAGAUUUGGCUUGGGAGGGCUAUUAACAAACAGUAGGGAGAAAGUGCGUGCCUUGGGCUAUCCCCUCCUUACACAUAGAGCCGGGAGGAUCCAGACUUGAAGCUGGGAGCAGGCUAUGGCAGGGCUGGGGAGAGCACUCCGGGGACCUGUAGGGGCACCCACGCCGGGGUCAGGGUGGUUUUGCUGUGCCCUGUCCGCGGCUGGGAUGUAGCAUGGUGUGGCUGCCCAGUCCCCUGGAGGAGAGCAGGCAGGUGGGGAGCAGCGGGGUGCCCGGCGGGCUGGGACUGCUCGGGGUGCCCAGCACCAGGGUGACUGCCUUGGGGUGGGGGGAAGCUGCAGCCCUUUGCCCAUUUGUCCCCUUGGGCUGCGAGGGGCAAAGCUGGCUCUCGAUCGUGGGUGCUCCUGGGGGAAGCUGGAACAUGAUCGCCAGGGGGUCCUGUAGGCAAUAUGCUCAUAUUUUGCACCAAAAACGUGCAACAGGAAAGGUGAGGGAAACAAACUUCUGGGUAUUUCUCAGCCUGUGAUGCCCCUUUGGGAGGCAGGAGGCCCAGAGCCAAGCCUUUGCUCAGGACCAGGCAGAGAAGAGGUUUGACCCCGAGUCUUCCUCUUCCCAGGAGCGCCCCAGCCAUCGGGCCAUCCUGACCACAGACUGAAACAAAUUGCUAGCAUUUCCUGAAGAAAAUGAACCAAGUUGUCGCUGUCGUUGUUAUGGGUGUUGUUGUUACUGUUGUUAUUAAUAUUAUUAUUAUUUAUUAAACCACUGAACCAUAAACCCGUUAUUCCCACAGCCCUAAUUAAGCAGUGCCUAGCCCGAUGCCUUCUUCAGCCAAACAGGCAGCGUUAGCCUCACGCUGCAAUCAGCACUGAAAUUGGAAACGAGCAAUUUCCCCAGCAGGGCAGAUUUGCAAGACUGAUCUCUAGGGAAGCUGUAGAUUCUUGCCAAUGUAAGUACAGACAGAAGAUGUUGGGAGCGUUUUUUGUAAACGAGUGCAGAAGUUGGGUGACCUGGUAUCACCCACGAGUUUGGUUAUAAAUGGUUGUAAAGGCAUCGAGGCGAAAAGCCUGUAGCUGCUGAGCCGUGGGGAUGGGGCAGGGAAGUCUGUGCAUCAUGUUGUGUGUACCUUGUGCUUAAGAAUGGAGAGAUGCUGGCUGUGCUGAAACGUGUUUACUUUCUGUUCAAGCCCCAAAAGGCAUCUUUUUUUCAAUAAAAACACUAUUUAUUGUUUAUGAGCUAAUGUAAUGGUUUUUUUUUUGUAAGUUUUUCAAAUACAUCCGAAAGAAGUUCGCGCCUGUAACUUGCAGUUGCCGUAUUACAAAACUCCUUACAAUAUCAAACUGCGUUGCAAUCCGUAUGGCGGGCUGAAGAGAAGCCCGCAUUUCUGCUCUGCCCGCGCUGAGCUCAGUGCUUCUGUCCACGAGAAAUGCGCAUCUCUGGGCCACCUGACUGCCGGUCCCGCUGUAGCAUACCCUGCGUGUUUGGCACACGAUACACAAGGCUCUCCACCGGGAUUCGUGUUGCAGGAGUUCCUCCUGGGGGAGUUACUGUUUUGCCGCUUGCUGUUGUGGAAGUAUCAGUAGAAACUUGCCGAAAUUCUGCCAGUUUUGACUGUCAAAAAAGCUGCUGUUACCACGUUGUACAUCUGCAUGUGUAGGAGAAAAUGUGAUCAUCUUGUAUUCUGUUUAUACCUUUAAAUUCCCCAAAUUAAAAUGGGAAUUUGGCAAAUGCAACUCACUUUUUUUUUGCAGUAAAAGAGACUGCCGCACAAUAAAGCAAAAAUAUUGCCUCGUGCUGAGGCAUUUUAAUAGCAUCAGCGGAAGACUGCAGAAUGAGAUGUGGGAAUAAAUGCACUGCUUUCCAAAA
Oxyura jamaicensis (ruddy duck) is the source of this 3974-nucleotide messenger RNA. RefSeq names its product solute carrier family 35 member D3 (gene SLC35D3). The transcript is spliced from 3 exons. The coding region runs from base 1 to 1311 and encodes 436 amino acids. Lineage: Eukaryota; Metazoa; Chordata; Aves; Anseriformes; Anatidae. Gene Ontology annotation, molecular function: antiporter activity. The record is from RefSeq and is a predicted model, not a curated record. Gene Ontology annotation, cellular component: Golgi apparatus.